UUAACAUUACUCUUAUUACAUUUAUUCUGAACGUUUGUGACUAAAUAUGAAAACUAUGUACUUUAUGACAAAGAAUCAGUUAAAUUAUUUUUAACAGAUAAAAUUAUUAAGUUCCUAGGUGUUUGAAGAGAUAUGAUUUUCAGAAUUCUAGUUUAUGACCUCAAAAAAUUAUAUCGUUCUUAAAAAGACUGUGCUUGAAAAAAACUGAACUCGUAAUGUGGAAACGGAUAUCCAUAUUUAUUGUAUUGCCAAUGUUAAUCAUACAGAUGAACAGUAUUCAAUGGCUGGGCAUGCAGAAAGCGGCCGGCAAAGUGGACUGGAACGACGUGGGCGUUUGUCAGACGUUACGCAAAACCUACGGACUGGACUCGCGUCAAGCGCGCAUUUGCAAGUCUUGGCGUCCAGUCAUGCAGCACGUUUCCCGGGCCGCAGCGUUGGCCGUGGUCGCCUGUCAGUCGGUCUUGCAAAACAGACGGUGGAACUGUUCGUCGGUGCGGUCUGCGCCGGGACUCACGCCGGAGCUGGUCAAAGGCACGAAAGAACAGUCAUUCGCAUACGCGCUCAGCUCAGCUGCACUGACGUACACCAUGACCAGGGACUGUGCAUCCGGAAUGUUAUCAAGCUGCGGGUGCGGCACUCACCCGGAAGACACGGAUGGCACAUUCAAGUGGAGCGGGUGCGACGACAAUAUCCGGUGGGGUGCCAAGUUCGCCAGACAGUUUGUGAAGAAAGAAAACCCUUUGGCGGCAAUAGUAUCGGGUGAAUACAAAGAUUGGGGUGGUGGCGGUAACGACGAUGACGAUGUCGACGACUUGCUGACCAACGCCAACGAAGACGCGGUAUGGCGUGAACAGAGAGCCAUGUCUAUCAUCGACGAACACAAUUACAAAAUAGGUCGAAAAGUGGUCGUAUCAAGUGUGAAAACCCAUUGCAAGUGUCACGGCAUGUCAGGAUCGUGUAACGUGAAAACGUGUUGGCGAGGUCUGCCGAAUAAAUUCAUUGGUGUAGGCAUCAAGUUGUUAAAAUUGUACAAUAAAACACCAAUGAAAGUGGAAAUGAUUCAAGUAAUUCGAUUCGGACUUCCAAAACACACGGACAGUUCAUUAGUUUAUAUUACAGAAUCUUCAGAUUAUUGUAAUUACGACCAGAAAAUAGGCAGUUAUGGAACAGUCGGCAGAAAGUGUAAUUCUACAGCAGUUGGUACUGAAAAUUGUCUUACUAUGUGCUGUGGCCGAGGAUACACUACUCAAAUCAUUGAACAAACAGAACGCUGCCAAUGCAAAUAUCAUUGGUGCUGUUAUGUAAAUUGUCAAAAUUGUACUAGUCUAGUAAAGAGGCAAAUUUGUAAUUAAUUGUAUUGAUUUAUAUUUAGUUAAAACUUUGUGUUAUAAAAGAAUUUUUUAGUUUUU
Molecule: messenger RNA, 1409 nt
Organism: Melanaphis sacchari
Lineage: Eukaryota; Metazoa; Arthropoda; Insecta; Hemiptera; Aphididae
Product: protein Wnt-11b-like
Exons: 5
Coding region: 216-1352 (378 amino acids)
Biological process (GO): cell fate commitment; neuron differentiation; multicellular organism development
Cellular component (GO): extracellular region
Molecular function (GO): cytokine activity; frizzled binding
Source: RefSeq, a predicted model, not a curated record